Messenger RNA from Nematolebias whitei (Rio pearlfish), 1218 nucleotides. It is a transcript of the gene s1pr4, whose product is annotated as sphingosine-1-phosphate receptor 4. The coding region runs from base 1 to 1218 and encodes 405 amino acids. The transcript has a single exon. The record is from RefSeq and is a predicted model, not a curated record. Lineage: Eukaryota; Metazoa; Chordata; Actinopteri; Cyprinodontiformes; Rivulidae. Gene Ontology annotation, biological process: G protein-coupled receptor signaling pathway. Gene Ontology annotation, molecular function: sphingosine-1-phosphate receptor activity. Gene Ontology annotation, cellular component: membrane.
AUGGACGUCCUCUCCUUCCUCACCUCGCCUUCCUCCUGCCCCCAUUUGUACCACAGUGCCUCCACCAACACCACGCCACCAAACGUGAGCACUGCAGGGGUCAGCCAUGUGAUCCUGAGGCAUUACAACUACACGGGCCGCCUGCAGAACAGGACCAUAUCCAACACCCAGAGCCCCAUCAGCGCCUCCACGGCUGUUUUCCUGUUUGUCAGCGUCUUCAUCGUUCUGGAGAACCUCCUGGUGCUGGUGGCUGUCCUAUCCCGCAUUCGCCACAGCCGCCGCUGGGUUUACGUCUGCAUCGCCAACAUCACACUCAGCGACCUCCUCACCGGUGCUGCCUAUGUGGUCAACAUCUGCAUGUCCGGCAGCCAGACGUUCCGCCUCACCCCGGCUCUCUGGCUCUUCAGAGAGGGCCUGCUGUUUGUCGCCUUGGCAGCCUCCAUCUUCAGUUUGCUGCUGAUCGCCAUGGAGCGAUACACCACCAUGAUGAAGCCGCUGCCCCAAAAGUCAACCACGAAGAGCUACUAUCGGAUCUAUGGCUUGGUGGCGCUUUGCUGGGUUUUGGCGCUGGUGAUUGGUUUCCUCCCAUUGCUCGGAUGGAACUGUGUGUGCAGCCUGGACGGAUGCUCCACUCUCCUCCCACUCUACUCCAAGACGUACAUCCUUUUCUCCCUGGUUAUCUUCUUACUCAUCCUCCUGGCUAUCGGCGUGCUCUAUGGUGCCAUCUACAGCCACGUACACAGGAGUGCACAGCUGGGCCCCCAGCGCAGUCGCAAACGCUCCAUGAGUCUAUUAAAAACUGUGAUCACCAUCGUGGCCGUGUUCAUGAUCUGCUGGGGGCCCCUGUUCGUGCUGCUUCUGGUGGAUUUUUUCUGUGCUUCCCGGCAGUGCUCGCUGCUGUUCAGCGCUGAUUUUUGCAUCAUGCUGGCUGUGCUCAACUCGGGCCUGAACCCCGUUAUCUACGCUCUGGGCAGUAGCGACAUGAGGAAGGCCAUGGUCGAGCUGCUGUGCUGCUGCCUCUGCCGCCCGCAGAAGUUCAUCUCCAAGGAGACGAGCAGCACCUCAGAAAGCAGAAGGGACAGUCUGAGGAACAGUUUUAACAAGGUCAGAAAUCUGAGCGUGGCCUCGCCGCCAUCAACCCCGAGCAAGCCUCGCAAGCCAACCAGAAAGUGCAGGCUGAGCACCACAACCAGCUGCCUGUCAGUUUCAAGUGGUUAA